Molecule: messenger RNA, 2238 nt
Organism: Rhipicephalus microplus (southern cattle tick)
Lineage: Eukaryota; Metazoa; Arthropoda; Arachnida; Ixodida; Ixodidae
Product: mitotic checkpoint serine/threonine-protein kinase bub-1-like
Source: RefSeq, a predicted model, not a curated record
GGCCAACCUAGCAGAAGUCAAAAUAAAAAUACACGAGCUUAGAAUUGCGUUUGGCAAGAAAUGCAAAGCAAAGAGAGGAAAAACGAGAAAACAGACACAGAGGCAAUGAACAAAACCAUUACUACACUGACAUCUGAAAGUAUCCUGGCUGCUGAGCAGUUCAUCCUUGUUCAGCCUGUAUCAAACAGCAGCAUAGAGGAGGGAGCCUGUGGACAACCUGACGAAGUGGACAUGUCGCCUGACACACCGAGUGCUCACCAGGCGAGCGGGGCUGCAAGUGCAGAAAGCACCCAGAGUGGUGGAAGCUUGCGCACAGUUGAUGUGUCCAAAGUUGUACGCAGCCUCUUGAACUGCACUUUGGGCCAGUCACAUUUGAGCCAGCAAGAUUGCACGCUGCAGGCUCCUUCAAAAAACACAGUAUUAGAUGAAGUGCAAACUGAGUCUGCCAUUGAAGACUCUGCUGUCGUGGUGGGUGUUCUAGCAGCACCUUUUGAGGUGUUCUCUGAGCCCACCGAGACAGGAGUGCUUGCCUGUGGUGCACCUCUGCCACCAAACGAUGAUGCUCCUGAAGAGGGUGACAACGAUGAGAACCGGCUGCCAGGAGAUUGUAGCCCGCCAGAGGUUUCUGUGAAGACAAAGUCACUUCAGCACAGGGUGCCCUUCGCCGAACUGCCCAUGGAUGAGGAUGAAGCUUCAGAGGAUGAGGAAGAUGACAUUGGAGUUCGACCCACUGAUGAUGAUAACUUCACCUAUGCACCAUCCAAAAGUUUCGUCCUCAAGGUAACCUCGACACCCUGCGCAACUGACCGCACAGUGCCCAAGGUGGGUGAGGACUUCACGGUGGGUGGUUUGACUGCCCUUGUCCAGGAUGUUGCCAUCAGCGAUCCUACAGACACUGCUGCACCCCUUGGCACUCGCCGAUUCCCCGUUGCGGCUGCUGUGGACUUGAGCACUAUCUACGAGUGCAGCAAGGAAGGCAAAUCGAGCAGCAACAGUGAAGGCAGCACCUGUUCAAGCAGCUCCUCAUCCCACCUUUUGGCGGCUGGGUCCACACUCAGUGUGGACCCAGCCCGACUACAGGUGCUACAGCCCGACUCCGCACAGGUGGCACCCUCCGUGCUGUUCAGGAGGAACCCGACAACGAUGGUGGUGUCUCCUUGCCGCAGAAGAGCGACCAACGAAAGCUGUUUGGAGACCCCUGCAAAGCGUCCAGUGCUCAAGGGGGAUGCCCAGAUCACUCUGGGGGACCAUGAAGUGAAGAUGCUUCGCCACCUGGCAUCAGGUGCUUAUGCACGAGUCUAUCUGGCCCAGAUGGUGAAAAUUGAAGAGACCUAUUUGGAUGAUGAUGAAAGCUUUGAAUCACCUUCUCAGGUGAAGGUUGUGCUAAAAGUAGACGACAACAAUGGAAAUGCCUGCUGGGAGUCCUACAUAUGCUGUGAACUGCACCGGCACCUCAGCGAGACCUCUGGAGCAUUCACAAAGUGUGUGGUAGACCUGCAGCUGGCCUGCUUCUUUAGCAAUGAUGCCAUCUCGGUGUUCCCCUACAGCCCCCAUGGCACUCUAUUAGAUCUGGUGACCCAGUUCGAAAAGCAUUGUCGCAGCUCCGUACCCGAGUGCUUGGUGCUCUAUUUUGCCCUCGAGUUCAUCACCAUCCUGCAACAAGUGCACUUGUGUGGCAUCAUUCACGCAGACAUAAAGCCUGACAACGUCCUCAUCAUAGACCUUCCGAGCAAGGCAGGCUUCCUGGACAGCUUUUCCCCGCAGGGGCGCCUGCAUAUCAUCAUCCUGGACAGCUUUUCCGAGCAGGGCCCCAGCUGCCUGCAGUUGAUUGACUUUGGGCGUGCGAUUGACAUGAGCCAGUUGCCGCCUGGCACGGCAUUCUCCUAUGUGGUCACCACAGAAGGGUUCGUCUGCACCGAGAUGCGAGACAAUCGCCAGUGGACAUUUCAGACUGACUGGGACUGGUUCGGCCUGUUGGGUUGCCUGCACGUGCUCCUCUUUGGGCACUACAUGGAAAUCGAGAAGAGGUUCGACAGCAUUUGGGGUAUCCGAAACAAGUUCAAGAGGUACUGGCAGCAGGAUGUGUGGAACAGACUCUUUUCGAACCUCCUGAACAAUCCCAGCUGCUCGGAGCUGCCCGACCUGAUGCCUUUUGUGCUGGAGAUCAAGAGCCUGCUGCGCUACAAGUCAUGUGCUCACAGUGUCGUCGUGGAAGCCCUGCGCACCAAGAACUUUUAA